This is a messenger RNA of Chanos chanos (milkfish), 711 nucleotides long. RefSeq names its product RAB33A, member RAS oncogene family (gene rab33a). Gene Ontology annotation, molecular function: GTP binding; GTPase activity. The transcript has 2 exons. The coding region runs from base 1 to 711 and encodes 236 amino acids. Gene Ontology annotation, biological process: Rab protein signal transduction. The record is from RefSeq and is a predicted model, not a curated record. NCBI's taxonomy places the organism in Eukaryota, Metazoa, Chordata, Actinopteri, Gonorynchiformes, Chanidae.
AUGGCAAAUGAAACUGUUGAAAAUGGAGAGGGAAAAGCUAACAUACGAAAUGCUAAUCUCACGUCGUCUUUGGAUUUGAGCACGUCUCUGGACCAUAGUGUACAAACUCGAAUUUUUAAAAUUAUAGUAAUAGGCGACUCAAAUGUGGGUAAGACCUGUUUAACCUUCCGCUUCACUGGAGGAAGCUUCCCGGAGAAGACGGAGGCCACAAUCGGUGUGGAUUUCAGGGAGAAAGCCGUGGAGAUUGAAGGCGAAAAAAUAAAGGUCCAAGUAUGGGAUACAGCAGGUCAGGAGCGCUUCCGCAAAAGCAUGGUGGAGCACUACUACCGUAAUGUUCAUGCUGUUGUCUUUGUUUAUGAUGUCACCAAGAUGGCCUCUUUCCAGAACCUUAAGACCUGGAUCCAGGAGUGCAAUGGUCAUCGGGUAUCCCCCUCAGUACCUCGUGUCCUGGUGGGUAAUAAGUGUGACCUGAUCGAUCAAAUCCAGGUGCCCUCCAACACAGCCCUCAAGUUUGCUGAUGCCCACAACAUGCUGCUUUUUGAAACAUCAGCCAAAGACCCUAAGGAGAGCCAAAACGUGGACUCCAUUUUCAUGUGUCUGGCGUGCCGAUUGAAGGCCCAGAGGUCUCUGCUCUAUAGGGAUGUGGAGAGGGAGGAUGGAAGGGUGAAGCUGUCCCAUGAACCAGAGGUCAAGUCCAAUUGCCCAUGCUGA